CAAGAAGCUUCACUUGAUUUUUUGUCAAUUGCGUUUUAAAUGACGAAAAUACCCUUGGAGGGUCCUAUAAAGUGACCGUCUUUAACUCUAUCAUCUUCAAACUUCACACACAGAACAAUCACAAUGGCUUUCCAUCAAGAGUUAGAAGCAAUAACCCAAGCUUUCUCAGGGCAUGGAGUGGAUGAGAAAUCGUUGGUAACAUUACUGGGAAAAUGGGAUCAUCUGGAGAGAGAAUCUUUCAGGAAGAAGACACCACAUUUGUUCACAGAGGAUCAUGAACGCCAUUUUCAGAGGUGGGAUGAUCACCAUGUUCGUCUUCUCAAACAUGAAUUCGUGCGUUUUAAGAAUGCUGUGGUGUUGUGGUCCAUGCACCCUUGGGAAAGAGAUGCUCGUUUAGUAAGAGAGGCCCUAAAGAAGGGCCAAAAUGCAUAUGGAGUUUUGGUUGAGGUUGCAUGCACUAGAUCCUCAGAUGAGCUAUUAGGAGCUAGGAAGGCCUAUCACUCCCUCUUUGACCAUUCCAUCGAAGAAGAUGUUGCCUCUCACAUCCAUGGCACCGAAAGAAAGCUAUUGAUUUCUCUACUAAGUGCCUAUAGAUAUGAAGGAUCCAAGGUUAAGGAUGACACUGCAAAAUCUGAGGCUAAAAUCCUCUCCAAUGCAAUCAAGAAUGCUCAUAAGAAACCUAUUAAUGAGGAUGAUGAAGUGAUAAGGAUAUUGGCAACAAGAAGCAAGCUACAUCUUCAGACAGUUUAUAAGCACUACAAAGAGAUUUCUGGAAAAAACCUUGAUGAGGAUCUUGAUGAUUUAAGACUUAAAGAGACUGUGCAAUGCUUUUGCAUCCCACAAAUAUACUUCAGCAAGGUUUUGAAUGCAGCAUUGAGAAUUGAUGUGGAUAAGAAUACUAAGAAAUCUCUUACUCGUGUGAUUGUUACUAGAGCUGACAUUGAUAUGAAGGAAAUAAAAACACAGUACCAAAACCUUUAUGGAGUUUCUUUGCCUCAGAAAGUUGAAGAGGUUGCUAGAGGAAACUACAAGGAUUUCUUGCUAAACUUGAUUGUCAGAGGAGGCUGAAUGAAGAAGUUAAGAGGAGAAGAAAACCUUGGAAGAUGAAAUUGGUUUUGAUUUCUAUACCAUGUAUUGUUUUUUCCUCCCAAUUUUCCUUUGCUUGUUGCUGCUCAUUUUCACUGCAUGAUGCUUCUUCAUCUUGUGUUAUUAUUAUUGUCACAUGAGAAAAAAGUGAAAGGUGUAAUCAAAUAAAAUCAUCAUGGUAUUUCUUCCAAGACAAAUAUCCUUUUUC
Vigna unguiculata (cowpea) is the source of this 1294-nucleotide messenger RNA. RefSeq names its product annexin 4 (gene ANNAT4). Lineage: Eukaryota; Viridiplantae; Streptophyta; Magnoliopsida; Fabales; Fabaceae. Gene Ontology annotation, molecular function: calcium-dependent phospholipid binding; phosphatidylserine binding; calcium ion binding. Gene Ontology annotation, cellular component: plasma membrane; cytoplasm. Gene Ontology annotation, biological process: response to heat; response to water deprivation; response to salt stress. The record is from RefSeq and is a predicted model, not a curated record.